ACAAAAAGCAGACCAAACAACUGUCUGGUGCAGUGGUCUGCGCGACACAUGAUUUGCCCAUGGAAAAAGGUGAUGCUCACCAACAAGAAAAAUUUAAGGGGAAAAAAAAGUGAAGAGGGGUUUAAUUGAGAGCGAGGUAAUUAUACGCAUGAAAAGAAAAACCCAUGUCCUGUUCCCCCCCCCCCCCUCUCUCUCUCUCUCUCUCUCUCUCUCUCUCUCCAUGUCUGAGAACAGAUCUCUGUACAUGUAAAAAAGGCUCGCAAGAAAGAAGGGAAAAUCUCAGCUCACACCCUCUUCUCUCUGGGCUUCCAAACUUCCACGGCCUGCCAUGUUUAUGAUUGAGUGACCCAGAGAAAGUUUCCUCACUCUCCACACUUCUGCUCUUCUUCCCCCACUCAAAUCAUCUCUCACCCAAGGAAAAUGGCAAUGCAAGCUCUGUUGGGUCGUCUCUGAAGUGAAUCAGUGACCUCCAUUUUCCUUGAAUGCAAAGGAAAGUGAGAGGAAAAAAUAAAAUAACAUGACGCAAAAGGACAAAUAUUAAAUAGGGCGAAGCAAAAACAGUUCUUUAUCUUUGUUUCAUAUAUAUUUUGUGCCUUUUCCCUUAUUUUUCCUGAGCUGAAAUUCAAGCAGGAAAUGAGAAAGCAUGGUUGGCAGCUUCCAUACCACCCGCUUCAGGUUGUGGCUGUUGCUGUGUUUCUGGCCUUGGGGUUUGCCUUUUAUGUGUUCUUUGCUCCAUUUGUGGGUAAGAAGGCUUUACAGUACGUUGCGAUGGGGGUCUACACCCCUCUUAUUACUUGCGUCUUCAGCUUGUAUAUUUGGUGUGCGGCUGCAGAUCCAGCAGAUCCAGGAGUAUUCAAGUCCAAAAAAUAUCUUAAAAUCCCUGAUAAAGGAAAGCAUACCCAACCCAAGGAAUCAAAACUAGGUGCUGGUGAGGAAUCAACUUCAUCAAUACAUGAUGCAAAUGCUGCUUUAGUUGGACAUAAACACGUUGAUCAAAAUGUGAUGGGCAUGGAUGCAACUAUAGAGGGGCCAGUUACUGAAAUUGAAAAGGAUGCAUCAACACAAAAGUCAUCUUGUUUUAUGGGCCUUGUGGCUAUCUUUCCCUGUGCCUUUUUGUGCAGCUGUUCAAAUUCACAAGAAGAACCUUCUGAGCAACAAACAAGUGAAGAUGGCAUGUUCUAUUGCAGUUUGUGUGAAGUAGAGGUUUUCAAGUACAGCAAGCACUGUAGAGUAUGUGACAAAUGUGUCGACCGUUUUGAUCAUCAUUGCAGGUGGCUCAACAACUGUAUAGGCAAAAAGAACUACCGACAGUUUUUCACCCUCAUGGUUUCUGCCCUUCUCUUGCUUAUUCUUCAAUGGUCAAGUGGAAUCCUUGUAAUAAUUUGCUGUUUACUUGAGCGCAAGCGAUUUGAUGUGGAAAUCACCUCCAAGCUGGGUAGUAGUUUCUCUUUGGUACCCUUUGUUAUUGUGGUGGCAGUGUGCACUAUUUUGGCCAUGAUUGCAACCUUACCACUAGCUCAGCUGUUCUUCUUUCACAUUCUCCUUGUAAAGAAGGGCAUAAGCACAUAUGAUUACAUCAUAGCUCUGAGGGAGCAGGAGCAACAAGCUGGUGGAGGUCAGCAGAGCCCCCAAAUGUCUCAAGUUAGCUCCCUUACUGGAUUAAGUAGUGCAAGCUCCUUUACCACUUUCCACCGUGGUGCAUGGUGCACGCCUCCACGCCUGUUCCUUGAAGAUCAGUUCGAUGUAGUUCCUCCAGACACUGCAUCUGUAAGCUCAUUAGGAAAAAAGACUCUGGGAGAAGAACCAAUCAGGAAAAAGAACCCUGGAGCAGUAAAAAUCAGUCCUUGGACACUGGCACGGUUAAAUGCUGAAGAGGUCUCCAAGGUUGCUGCAGAGGCUAGGAAAAAAUCCAAAAUCCUACAGCCUGUGGUGAGACGGGAAGCUCCUUUUGGGCUAGAAACGGACAGCAGUUUUGGAAGCAGCAGCCGCCGAUUGGUCCCAAGGCCUGAGAAUAAUAAAAGAAGAACUAGUAAGCGGGUUCGCCUCCCAGCAGACCUACCCCUUGAACCCCUAACAAAGGCUUCUGCUAAACCUGCUGAGAGCAGUAAACAUGAUCUGAUCACUCAGACAUCAACCAAUUUGGCUCCUCUACAGCUUGAAGCCAGAAGCGCCUUCCGAACAAGCCAAGCCAUGUCAAGCUCAGGUGGUAUCGCUGCAUCUUCUCCUGAGAGUAGUCUAGGUUCACCUGAUCUCCACCCAUUCCGUGUCUCCUCAUCAGGUGCUGAAGAGGCAAGGCGGCUUACUGGCCUAUCCACUGUUAGUGCUACUGCUCAGAAGGGAGCCAUAUUGUCAAGGUCAACUAGUGAUGGCUAUGAAGCUUCUGGUGGGGAAGAUAGUGACCGAGUUCCUAUCAGGGCCAUGCAAAGGUCAACAAAUUGGAGUAACCUUCUAUUCAGUUCUGAUCAUGAUGAGAGGGUCAUAAAAUUGAAGACAUCAUCUGCGUCUGGCCAUGCUGACAAUAGGAAGCUUUAAGCAGGAGUUACUUGAAAUUGGAUCAAUUUGAAUCGGGAAAAAUUAAAAUUCUUUCAUUUGUGGGCGAGGUAAAUAGUCGAAUUAACCAUUGUCUUUUGUGCAGUGGCAUUUGUUACUCGCUUGGAGGCAUUGGAGCCCAUUGUCAUUUGCCUAAUGGCAUCAACUAAUGGCUUGGAUACAUUAGAGGCUUCAUGAAGAAGAUUAUGAGAAGCUGUAAAGAUUUCUUAAAUUUUGGGUUUCUCUGAAAAGAUCAAGCUAAGUUUUAGCUUGAGCUUUGUAACAGCCUCUGAUUUUCACUUGCCACUGCAACCAACCAGAAACAAGUUUGCCAGUGCAUUGCUCACAAAUUUCUUGCCUGUCCUCGCUUUGUGGUUUCUUAAGAUCUGGCUGUGCACACAUUUUCUGCAGAAACCUUAGGAGAAGUCCCUAGUAGCUUGUGUUGUAACCGUUUCACGCUUUCACUUCUGAUCUGUGCUUCUGGCAUUGUUUCAGCACCCUCAUUUUUUUUUGCUUUUUAUGUACCUCCAACAAACCACAACUGAAAUCAAUAGCAGCAGGCUUUUUGCAACUA
Molecule: messenger RNA, 3103 nt
Organism: Malania oleifera
Lineage: Eukaryota; Viridiplantae; Streptophyta; Magnoliopsida; Santalales; Ximeniaceae
Product: probable protein S-acyltransferase 22
Exons: 9
Coding region: 634-2532 (632 amino acids)
Biological process (GO): protein targeting to membrane; peptidyl-L-cysteine S-palmitoylation
Cellular component (GO): endoplasmic reticulum; Golgi apparatus
Molecular function (GO): protein-cysteine S-palmitoyltransferase activity
Source: RefSeq, a predicted model, not a curated record